AGUAAGUUCAGCGCGCCCGCUCCGGCCGGCCCUGCGCCUCCCGCCGCGCCCGCCCGGGAUGUAUUCGUCCCCGCUCUGCCUGACCCAGGAUGAGUUCCACCCGUUCAUCGAGGCGCUGCUGCCCCACGUGCGCGCCUUCGCCUACACCUGGUUCAACCUGCAGGCGCGCAAGCGCAAGUACUUCAAGAAGCACGAGAAGCGGAUGUCGAAGGACGAGGAGCGCGCGGUGAAGGACGAGCUGCUGGGCGAGAAGGCCGAGGUCAAGCAGAAGUGGGCGUCGCGGCUGCUGGCCAAGCUGCGCAAAGACAUCCGGCCGGAGUGCCGCGAGGACUUCGUGCUGGCCAUCACGGGCAAGAAGGCGCCCGGCUGCGUGCUCUCCAACCCCGACCAGAAGGGCAAGAUGCGCCGCAUCGACUGCCUGCGCCAGGCCGACAAGGUGUGGCGCCUGGACCUCGUCAUGGUCAUCCUCUUCAAGGGCAUCCCGCUGGAGAGCACCGACGGCGAGCGCCUGGUCAAGGCGGCGCAGUGCGGCCACCCCGUGCUCUGCGUGCAGCCGCACCACAUCGGCGUGGCCGUCAAGGAGCUGGACCUCUACCUGGCCUACUUCGUGCGCGAGCGAGACGCGGAGCAGAGCGGCAGUCCCCGGGCGGGGAUGGGCUCCGACCAGGAGGACAGCAAGCCCAUCACGCUGGACACGACCGACUUCCAGGAGAGCUUCGUCACCUCCGGGGUGUUCAGUGUCACCGAGCUCAUCCAGGUGUCCCGGACGCCGGUGGUGACUGGAACAGGACCCAACUUCUCCCUGGGGGAGCUGCAGGGGCACCUGGCGUACGACCUGAAUCCAGCCAGCACCGGCAUGAGAAGAACGCUACCCAGCACUUCCUCCAGUGGGAGCAAGCGGCACAAAUCGGGCUCGAUGGAGGAAGACGUGGACACGAGCCCCGGCGGCGAUUACUACACCUCGCCCAGCUCUCCCACGAGUAGCAGCCGCAACUGGACAGAGGACAUGGAAGGAGGCAUCUCGUCGCCCGUGAAGAAGACAGAGAUGGACAAGUCACCUUUCAACAGCCCGUCCCCCCAGGACUCGCCGCGCCUCUCUAGCUUCACCCAGCACCACCGGCCCGUCAUCGCCGUGCACAGCGGGAUCGCCCGGAGCCCCCACCCGUCGUCGGCCCUGCACUUCCCCACGACCUCCAUCCUGCCCCAGACGGCCUCCACCUACUUCCCCCACACGGCCAUCCGCUACCCGCCUCACCUCAACCCCCAGGACCCACUCAAAGAUCUCGUCUCGCUGGCCUGCGACCCGGCCAGCCAGCAGCCUGGACCGUUGAGUGGAAGUGGUCAGCUCAAAAUGUCCAGUCACUGCCUUUCUGCUCAGAUGCUGGCUCCCCCGCCCCCCGGGCUGCCGCGGCUGGCGCUCCCCCCCGCCGCCAAAGCCACCUCCGAGGGAGGAAGCUCGUCGCCGACCUCGCCCUCCUACUCUCCGCCCGGCACGUCCCCUGCAAACCGUUCCUUUGUGGGAUUAGGACCAAGGGAUCCGGCGGGCAGUUAUCAGGCACAGUCCUGGUAUCUGGGAUAGGAAAGGUUUCUUCGCACGCCCUGCUCCUUCGUCCCCGGGGCCCCUGGGCCACGUUUUCCGUGGAAAGUUAGAGCGAGCAAGAACACCCCCGACUCCCAGCCCGGCAGAACAGAUAAAACACACAGACACAGAACACAGGAGGAUAAAAAGAGGAAAAAAAAGGCAAAAAAAAAAAAGACCAACGGGGAAAAAAAAAAAGUAUAAAAAUAAACCCACCCAACCAAGACGACAAGAGGUAAAGAUGGCAACAACGCUUCAGACUCUCGGGACGCCACGGCCGGACCCGGACCGGAGGGCCAGGCCCCGCCACCCCUCGGAGGACCACGGGCGCCUCCCUAAGUUAUUCAUCUCCUCUCGCGGCUGCUGCUGCUCCGGACACGGGCACCCGCUCCCACCUCCGCCCAGGACCAGGUGAGCGACGGGGCAGGACACCCAGUGAGGCCGCCGUCCCCGUGCCCCCACCGCCACCGCCGGGACAGCGCCCAUGAUGGGGUUUGCCAAGCGGGGAGGUGGGCGCCAGGGGGCCAGCGAGGACCCCAGCAGAGGCCGCCCCAGAGGCGGGGUGGGCAGGUGGGAAAGCCACAAGGGCAGAAGAGGGCUGUGGGGAGACCCCGGGCGUCGCCGGGGACGCAACACGUGGCAGAUACCUUCGCGUCGUGGGACUUGCGCCUACCCCAAGCGUGCGCUCGCCGGGUCGCUCGGGGACAUGUGUUCGGGCCCCCGGGCCGGCCCGUUUGGGAGGAGAAGUCUAUGCAAUUGACCCCCAGCCCCCCACCCCCCACGGCAGAGGAGGCCACCCCCCCGCACCCCGCCCCGCCGGCUCCCACCCCCAGGGGAGGGACCCACAUUGCACACACUGUAAGAAAUGCACUUUCCGAGGAAGGGGCUAGGGGCGUCCGCAGACCCAGAGCUCCCGGAGAGGGGGCACCAUCCGGGGUCUCCAUCGCCCGAGCCCUGGGAGGGAGGACCCCCGCCUCAGCCCCGGAGGUGGGGGGGUAGAGCGAGUGGUUUAAGUGCCUGAUCCCCACCGCCCGCCCCCUUGGUCCAGCCGGGACGCGAGUGGGCAUCCUCCACCUCUCCCCGCAGCCCGGCCACCUUCAGUCGCUCCCCCUCAUUGCUGUGCCCCCCUCAGAGCUAGAGAUGGGACCCCGCCCCCUGUGGGCCCACGGGGCGGAACUGGGGUCCCCCGAGCGUCCUGCCGUGCUGGGGUGCGGGGGUGGGACCUGGGGACGCCGGCGUGCCCCCCAUAUGCCUCCUCUGCCAGUGCCUUACAUCCUGGAGCGACACCCCUCCCCCGUGCCUCCCAGCCCGAAGGGGGGCCACGGUUUGCACUUUUCUCUCCCCCCCCGAGGCGGGGCGCAGCCGGGAGAGAAGGCCGGCUGGGUGCGGUCCACACGAGCCCAGACGGGGUGGGGGUCCUGGCUGGGGGUCGUCGGCGCCUCGGGGGGCCCCCGCGGCCGCGUCGGGGACCUCUCAUCUGCUAAGCAUUUUCCGUUGAGCCGCUCCAAAAACACUAAGCCAGGGACACCGGGGGCCCCCACCCCGGCUCCCCGGCCCCAUCCCCACCCCACCCCCGGAUGGCCAUCUUGGGUGGGGGGGCUUGGGAGGGGGUGUCCGGUGUUCUAGGGUCACCAGGCCCGAACUCGGGGACCCCUCCUGGCCCAUCCUUCUGAGCCCCCCGACCUCCUCCAUGCCUGGCGCUGGGGAAUAGUUCCCCCCACUACACCCCCCACGCCGGGGCCUGGGCCAAAGCCAUUGCCCUGGGCAGGGCCCCCGCCUCAUCUGCCCCCGCCUGGCCCUCCUCUCCCCGUCCCGGCACCCCGGGCCCGGCCAGCCUCCUCUCACCUCCCCAGAAACCGGACUUUCCUCCCAAACCAGCCCGAGGGGCUCGCGAACCCACUCGAUCAGAGAGAAAGACCCAGGACCUUUCCCCCCCGCGCCCCUCCCGUCCUCCCCGAGGCUCCGGGAACCCUGGGUCCGUCCGUCUGUCCCCAGGGCCCCGCCACCGGUGGCCGCUGGGGACCAAAGCAUGGGCCGCUCUCCGGGAGGCCAGGAGGGGUGUCCAGAAGCUUCCCCGCCGGGAACCUGAGGGUGCGGGGAGGCUGGGGGGAGGGGGGCGCCUGGCAGCCCCCCGCUACCUACGUGCAUGGUGCUUUAGUCGAGGAUUCCUGACCUAGCUCCUGAAGUCGGCCCGCGGCCGACACUGCAUGGCAAACGAUACCUGGCUCUAUGCCCCCCCCCAGCCCCCCACCACUCCCCCCUCCUCUUUAAAAAAAAAGAUACAAAAAAAAACCUUAAAAAAAAUUCCAUGUUUCCUAAUUUGCACGAAAAUUUCUACCACAUGAUGUGCCUUGCCUUCCGAUAAUAAGUAUUAUUACCUUUAAACAAUAUCAGCGCACAGAGAUAGCUGCAUGCCCUGCUCGUGUAGUCAAAAAAAAAAAAAAGACAAAACAAUGACAUGAAAUAAAAAGUAAAAAUUGAAAAGGGAUGUAUUUCUAUUUGUAAAAAAACAAAAAACAAAAAAUAAGGAUUUAAAAAGAAAAUCACGCUAAAAAAGCGACCCACAGAACAGUGGCCCCGUGGUCCGCCCCGCCCCACGCCGCCCCCGGCUUCCCAGCUCCUGCUGCAGCCGUGGGGGUGCGCCCUGGUGCUCCCCCACCCCCGGGCUCCAGAGGGGUCGUUUCUGAAUCCCCCCGCCCACGGCAGCGGACAGACCUCAGGGGUGUGCCCUGGCCCCGGGCCACCGCCCAGCCCCCAGACGCCACGCAUGCACAACCCCGGGCGGGCCCCCGUGGGGUGGCCCCCCUGCCCACAGCCAGACCCCCCAUCCCACCUCUCAUGCAGGCUGGCGUCCCCCCCCCGGCUCAGGGUCAAAUUGCUGUCCCCCCCAUCCCCAGAGACGCCCCCUCUUCCCCCCUGUGCAUCUCCCUCCUUCUUGCCAAAGGACCCACUUGUCCCCAUCCUCCCCAGAGACCGGCCGCGGGUGGCCGUCCCCUCCUGCCCACUCUGCCUCCAGCCAACACCCAUUUCUGCGUCUUCCAGCUGUGACUACGGAGGGUAUCUGGUCUGAAACGAAAAAACGAAACCAAACCCGAUAUAUGCAAUAUCCGUCUGUCUGUCUGUCCCUGUAGGUCUAGGCCAGCCGUCGGGGGCCCCGC
Messenger RNA from Diceros bicornis minor, 4737 nucleotides. RefSeq names its product nuclear factor I C (gene NFIC). Lineage: Eukaryota; Metazoa; Chordata; Mammalia; Perissodactyla; Rhinocerotidae. Gene Ontology annotation, biological process: regulation of transcription by RNA polymerase II. Gene Ontology annotation, molecular function: DNA-binding transcription factor activity, RNA polymerase II-specific; RNA polymerase II cis-regulatory region sequence-specific DNA binding. The transcript has 11 exons. Gene Ontology annotation, cellular component: nucleus. Bases 59 to 1579 code for a protein of 506 amino acids. The record is from RefSeq and is a predicted model, not a curated record.